Messenger RNA from Medicago truncatula (barrel medic), 602 nucleotides. Its product is annotated as putative F-box protein At1g65770. The record is from RefSeq and is a predicted model, not a curated record. Lineage: Eukaryota; Viridiplantae; Streptophyta; Magnoliopsida; Fabales; Fabaceae.
AUGGGAACAAUUUUCUGGAUAAAUAAUGCUUUAUCCUUAAAGUUGGUUCAGUUUUCACCAAAAAACUUCUUUUGUGGUGAAAAGAGUAAUAUAUGGAAGAAUCAUGUUGCAUACAAUAAACAAUUAGUAGAGUUUGAUGGAAAUCUCUGUGUGGUUGAUAUGUAUAUUGACGAUGAAAGGUUUUACAAAUUGGGUCACUUCUUGAAGGCUAUUCGUGUGAAAGUAUAUAAGCUUGAUCAAGAAUGGGGUAAAUGGUUAUAUGUAAAAGAUUUGGGUGAUGUUUCGUUUGUUUUGGGUAAAGACUCAAACUUUGCAUUGUUGGCUCGAGAUUAUUACGGAUGUGAAGGAAAUUGCACCUACUUCUAUUGUGAAGACAGGACUUAUUGUUUCAACUUGGAGAAUUUAGAGGCUAAGCCUGCUAACAUUUUUUGGCCUUGUCCAACUUUGUUCCAUUCUAUCACGAGUUAAUUUAAAUGCACACCCUCAUAUAAGGUACGGAAGAACAACCAAAGUUAUUGAUGAUAAGUCGCAAUAGAGGUUCGACCAUCAGUACCACCGCAAUUGAUAGCAAUGACUCAUUCUGAAGCCCACUUUUAAAUAAU